GUCAAGCUUCGAUUGGUUUUCUUCUUUUUCGGCAGCUUCGUCCUCCAGGUUCGACAUCGAAAAAAGACCCAACCCGCUUAGGAGGCCCGCCCAGCCGCCCAGCCCCCACGUAGCCGCCUAGCGCCCGCCUAGCACCUCCUAGCCGCCUAGCGCCCGCCUAGCCCCACAUCGCCGGCUUGUUGCAGAUUUUGACGGAGAAAAUUCUGAUAGCGGAGACAGCAGAGCCAUAGAAUUGGACCAUAUUCAGGAGGAAAUUGAGGAGGUGUCUGCCGUUCCGAAAGUGAAGGAGAAGAAGAAGAGCAGAAAUGCUUUGAGUAAGGGGACGGAAGGUGAAGAGGUCCGAGCUAUGCAGGUCUGCUUGCUUUUGAAAGGAGGCAUUGCAAAAACUAGGAUUUUACUCGGGUGAGGAAGACAUGGAGUUUUCCAGCUUCUCAAGCGGGACCGAACGUGCUGUCAAGACUUGGCAAGCCUCCUUAGACGCCCCUCAAGAUGGCAUAGCGACUGCAGAACUUGAACAAUUAUAUACGGUGGCACAAAUUGAGGGUAUGGAUAACAAAGGGAGUACUCUGACUGCUACACAAAAGGUGGACAACUUUAUUCAUGCAGACAUGCAUCCUGGAAAUAUCCCUGUUCGGCUGGCUCAAAGCAAGUCUUCCCGGAAGCGACUCUUCAAAACAAAGCCUCAUGUCAUUUUCCUUGACUUAGGCACGACUGCUGAACUCUCUAAAAGUGAUAAGAGUGAUUUCAAGGCUGUUGCUCUUCGUGAUGGGCGUACUGCUGCUGAGUGCACACUCAAACUAUCCAAGCAACACAAGUGCCCAGAUCCAAAGGCUUUCAUUGAGCAAGUCGAGGAGGCAUUUGCUUACUGGGGUACUCCAGAAGGUGAUCUGGUCCAUCCUGCUGAGUAUAUGCAGCAGUUACUCUAGAAAGUUAGGCGUCAUAGAGUCAAUGUCUGUGCUUUCAUGGUAACCACUUGGGCUCUUGAGGUAAUUUCCUUUUCCUUUAUCUACUGCAGCUGAAGCAUGCAAAUUCUCUUAUGAAUUUCUGUAAUCUUUGCAGAUUUAAAUUAAUUGUCUCAGAAAAACGAAUAUGAUCGUUUUUUGUAUUAUAAUAGGUUUACCAUGAGUAGCCGAAAUAGACAAUAACUGAUCUUACACAAAUCUGAGAGGCAAUUUGCUCCAAUUUAUAUUAUCAUUGGUGUGGUCAUCAA
Messenger RNA from Prunus dulcis (almond), 1210 nucleotides. RefSeq names its product probable protein kinase UbiB. The transcript has 5 exons. The record is from RefSeq and is a predicted model, not a curated record. The coding region runs from base 414 to 926 and encodes 170 amino acids. NCBI's taxonomy places the organism in Eukaryota, Viridiplantae, Streptophyta, Magnoliopsida, Rosales, Rosaceae.